Molecule: messenger RNA, 3351 nt
Organism: Branchiostoma floridae (Florida lancelet)
Lineage: Eukaryota; Metazoa; Chordata; Leptocardii; Amphioxiformes; Branchiostomatidae
Product: adhesion G protein-coupled receptor L2-like
Exons: 20
Coding region: 266-3322 (1018 amino acids)
Biological process (GO): G protein-coupled receptor signaling pathway; cell surface receptor signaling pathway
Cellular component (GO): membrane
Molecular function (GO): G protein-coupled receptor activity; carbohydrate binding
Source: RefSeq, a predicted model, not a curated record
AAACAGAAUAUUUUAGUCCUACUCCCCCGUAGAAAGUGGCAUAGCCCGCCCGAUCCUCUGGAUGUUAAAUUAUGUAUGAGGUAGGGAGUGGAGGUGGCGCAGCGGUUUGCGUUUUUGCUCUCAAGUCUGUGCAGAAAGAUCGUUCAACUUGUCCUUUACGUGCCCGAUCCUCGGAUAUUCCCUAGCAGAGCGUCUUCUGAAGAUCCCAAGACGUCCCAGAAAGACUGCACUUCCAUGUGAACUUGUCGGAGGUCGUCCCGUAACCAUGGAAAUGCCCUGGCUGCCGGCGAAGCUGCUCCUGUCGACGCUCGUUCUGCUGCUGAUGGGGCUCAGCCUCGGCAACGAGACAGCGGUGCAUCCGAUUGGCUUCCCGACGGCGACGAAUCGCGAGAUCGCCUGCGAGGGUCUCGUCAUCAACCUGCGCUGUCCGAGCCACCGCGUCAUCUUCAUCGAGGGCGCGAACUACGGGCGAACCGACAACCUGACGUGCGCCCGGAACCCCCGCCGCAUGCGCAACACCAACUGUCGCCAUCCCGACUCGCUCAAGAUCAUGUCAGACAGAUGUAACAACCGCACUCAGUGUGUCGUGCCCGCCCUCGACGGGGUGUUCGGCGAGGACCCCUGCCCGGACACCUACAAGUACCUCGAGGUGUUCUUUCGUUGUGUGUCCAGCUUUUUUGAGUGCCCGGGCACGCUGGAGUCCGUGGGCAGGCCGGAAACCCUCACACAGAUGGGAACGAAGAUCGGCAGCUGGUACAGAGAUCCGGUACCCGGAGUCGACAAGGGCAAGAUCUACGUCAUGCCAUGGCGACCGUUUAACACGAUCAGCGUCGACGAAUACGCUGACAUCGACGACCUGAAAGACUUGAAGCCGUCGCGUACGAUCCCGUUGCCGGAUAAAGUCGAUGGGACGGGGUUUGUGGUUUACGACGGCGCCGCGUAUUACAACAAGGAGAGAUCACCCAGCAUCAUCAAGUUCAACCUCUCAACCCUGAAUAGGGACUUACAGAAGGAGCUUCCGGGAGCAAGGUACCACAACGAAGCGCCGUAUCGUUUUGGCGGGAUGUCGGAUAUCGACUUAGCGGUGGACGAGAACGGAUUGUGGGCGAUCUACGCCACCGAGGAGAGCGAGGGAAGAAUGGUGAUCGCGAAACUCGAUCCGGAUUCCCUCGCCGUAGAGAAAACCUGGGAGACGAACUACAACAAGCGCGCGGCCACGAACACAUUCAUGGUGUGCGGGAAGCUCUACGUGGUGAGCACGCGAUACGUCCAGCCGGUGGACACAGGAGGGAAGCUGGUGUAUGUUUAUGACACAAGCACGGGAGACGGCGAAAACCUUGACCUCCCGUUCUACAACCAGUACGGCUACAACACCCAGGUGGACUACAACCCACGCGACAACUCUCUCCACGUCUGGGACAACGGGUACCUCCUCUCGUACCCGCUAACGUUCGAGGCUGUGCCCACAGAGCCGCCCCCCUCCCGACCCGUGUCUCCAGAUGUUCCCACAGUGAACCCAGACAAAGAAGGGCUGAUCACAACCCCGGCACCGAUACUACAGCCAACAACCCAAAACAGACCGGAGCCGCCACAGAGGCCAGUGUCCACGCGGAGACCGCCCGCUCGACCCGCUACCACAACCGCUGCGCCGGUCGGUCCACAGAGACCGGACACGGUCACCGCCCGGACCUCCCCGCAGCCCACCGCGCCGGUUUCCACGACGACCGAGGAAACGCCGGCGUUCCUGCAGCAGUUCUGCCCGCCGAUGUUUGCCAGGAACAUCAGCUGGCCGAGAACGCCGGCGGGGGAAGUCAGCAAACAGCCGUGCCCUCCUGGGACUGAUGGAGGCGUGGCCACGUGGCGUUGCGGGCGGAACCCCGUCCAGUGGAGCACGGCGACCCCUGACCUGACGGACUGCACCUCGCGCUGGGUCGCCGGGAUCAACCGCAAGAUCCGAGACGGGGAAUCGGCGCUGGAGAUUGCACAGGAUCUGGUGGGGAAGAUCACGGAGAGCCGUGAGAUCUACGGGGGAGACGUGAAGAAGGCUGUCAAGAUCAUGGACCAGCUGGUCGUCCUGGUUACCAGCCAGGUGCAGAACAUGGAGCCGCAGGACAAGCAGGAGAGUCUGAACACCUUCACUCAGACCCUUGUGGAGGCUGGGAGCAUGCUGCUUGACGAGGGCAGAGUGGAAUCCUGGGAAGACAUGUCUGCGGGAGAACAGUCCAUCUCCGCGACGACGCUGGUGAAAACCGUGGAGGAGAACGGGCUGCUGCUGGCGGAACACCUCCCGCCCAGACGCAAGGUCACCGCCACCGACAACAACAUCGCUAUGGAGGUGUUAGUUGUUGACACCACAGGUGAGGUAGAAGACAUGUCGUUCCCACCUGAAGGAAACGCCAUCUCUGAUGUCAUCACCUUACCUGGGCCCAGCAUCAAGGCACACGGGCGCAACGGUACAGCGAAAGUUGUGUUCGUGACCUACAGCACGCUGGGUCGCUUCCUGUCGUCCAACAGCCCGACCCACGGAGACAUCAACUUCGUGGACAGCUCAGAGAGGAUGCUGGGAACGCGGGUCAUCGCCGCCUCCAUCAACCGGCUGGAGCAGCAACAACUCCUGCCGGAACCUGUGGUUUUUACUCUGGAGCAUACACAGGAGAACGUUUCUGGUCCUCUCUGCUCCUUCUGGAAGUACGAGCCACUUGUUCUGAUUGGCUACUGGUCAGGUGAGGGAUGCAGCGUCGUGGCGACCAACACCACACACACCUCCUGCUCCUGUAACCAUCUCACCAACUUCGCUGUACUCAUGGACACUCGUGGAGUCAAGGUACCAACAUGUAACCAUCUCACCAACUUCGCUGUGCUCAUGGACACCCGCGGAGUCAAGCUGGCCAGCACCCAUGUUGUGUUCCUGUCUGCAAUCACCUGGGUGGGGAUGAUCAUCUCCAUCUGCUGCCUCUUCUGUGCUCUCAUCUGUUUCUCCAUAUUCAGAGGUUUGAAGAGCGACCGUAACACGAUACACAAGAAUCUGUGCUUCAACCUCAUCAUCGCAGAACUCUUCUUUCUCAUCGGCAUAGACAAGACACAGUACCAGGUGGGAGUGCCGCUGGUUGUGGUCGGGGUAUCGGCAGCUAUAGACCAUCGAAGCUACGGAACAGACAAAUACUGCUGGCUCCAGUUAGAUAACUAUUUCAUCUGGAGUUUUGUUGGGCCUGUCUGCCUCAUACUACUGCUGAACGUAGUUUUCCUGACCAUCGCCAUGUACAAGAUGUACGUGCACAUCACCCACAAGCCUGACCAGACUCGGACAAACACCCUCAAGUAAGGAUCUUAAUGUCUUAGCUUACAUCUUAG